This is a messenger RNA of Cryptotermes secundus, 5162 nucleotides long. RefSeq names its product protein inturned (gene in). The record is from RefSeq and is a predicted model, not a curated record. The coding region runs from base 865 to 3870 and encodes 1001 amino acids. Gene Ontology annotation, cellular component: cilium; cytoplasm. The transcript is spliced from 23 exons. NCBI's taxonomy places the organism in Eukaryota, Metazoa, Arthropoda, Insecta, Blattodea, Kalotermitidae. Gene Ontology annotation, molecular function: protein binding. Gene Ontology annotation, biological process: nervous system development; vesicle-mediated transport; cilium assembly.
UCAUCUGUCUUAAUUUUGGCUAUUUACUUUUCCCGUCCGAGUUGCGGGGAUUAAAUGCGACUUCACGUAAUUGCGCGCGCGUGUGUGUCGUUAUGUUGGUACAAGCAGUUUUAAAUCACGGUACUCCACCGACAGAGCCGAGAAAUAUAAUGCUUCCCUUAUACUGUACUUGGAUAUUUGUUUUUCUCGGUUUGCAUGUAGAUGGCAGGAGUUCAGGAACUUCAGGAAGAUUUCUAAUGGGGUGUUCGCGCGUUCGCGUUCGUGUAUGUUGAUAUUUCUUAAUGAGACGUAUAAGUAAUAGAUGUAUGUUCAUAAUCUAUUUGCAAUUUAUUAACAGCUAAUGGGUUAGCUUGCCGGGCUGGAAAUGGGUGGAGAGUUGGAGCAACAUAGCAUAUCGUAGUUGAGUACUAAGUUAUUCCUAAAGAGAAAUCUGUAUAUAACAUUUACUAUUGCAGACAGUACCAAUGGUGCCGAUAGAUACACCCCCAAAAGUUCAUGCACUUAAUUUAAUUUUAGGAGUAUUUCAUGCAUUGUUUGUAAGAAUGCCUAUGAUGUAGCGCCAUUUCCUAUUUUAUAACGGAAACCUAAAUGAAUUUUUUUCCCUGUCCAUCAUGUUGAUGUUUUACAGUCAAUAAAAAUGUUAACAAAAAUCUCACAAGGCUACAGUGUGGUUAUUGCCGUUCGGAAGAAUUAAAAAGUACCAUAUAAACUUGCCUCCAGUGGCAUAACAUUUAUGCCAAAUUUGUUGAAAAUAUGUUGUUUGGUUCAGAUGUUGAAAGGGGGGCAAACAAAUAAAUAGGGGUUGGUGAUAUCAUCGCCAUCAUCAUCCCGUCUUGUUCUCAAGGAAGGAAAUAUAAUAAGAAAAUGGAUGACAAUGGAGAAAGUCAGGCUCUCCUUAUGAAAGAGUUUGUGUCAGAAAAUGAACCAUAUAGAAUUGAUGGUGGAUCUAGUUCAGAAGAAGAAUCCUGCAGCCAGUCAGAUGGAUGGUGGGGUGGAACUGGCUCGAGUUGCAGUUCCUCAUCAUGUGCUGCCUCAGACUCUGGCAGUGGAUCAGAGUUAGACUGGGAAUUGGCAGUAGAUCCUCGAGGAGAGCUGUUUUACAUAGAGUCCACUCCACUUGAGAAACCAGAACAUGGUUCUGCAGAGCCAACAGAAAAGGCAGAUACUGCGAAGUACCUAGGGUCACUUCAUCAGAAUAGGCAUACUGCAAAAGGCAAGCUUGUACGUCUUAUACAGAGAAGAAGAAACAGCAAACGGAGGUUCAAUAAGGCUAUUCCAACAGGAAUAGAAGGUCAGCCAGUGCAGGCUCCAUGUGAGAUGUCUAAUAUCCGAACAGCUACCAUCAAUAAAGUUACAUUCCAGGAUUGGCAGGAGGGUGAGGCUCGUGAAGUGAGCGUUUCAGUUGAUCCACAAGAUUGUCACAAUCUUGGCCGCCGUGCAACCUUGUGUGAGACUCUCCUUGGACUAGUUAUCAGUACAUUUGCCGAUGAGACACGUAUUAUGGUUGCUGGAUUCAUUCCCAAUGGUCAAGCCAUUAAACAUCGCAGUAUAAAAGUUGGUGAUUGGUUACGAAGUGUGGAUGGACAUGAAGUUACAUUUCAAAACAUUGACUCAGUUCUUACAAACAUCACCACUCCCUGUAAGGUACAGUUGAAAUUGCAGCGAAUUGCAGGUUGUGAUAUUACAGAGCAGUUGUCACUUGGAAGCCCAUCUAAGGGAGUUCAGCAGUCAGAUUUGGUGAAACAGUUGUUAGGAACCACAGGCGAAGAUGAACUUAGCUGUGUACUGAGGGAGCUCCCAGUUGGAGUGUUGUACCUCAACCAGGAAGGCCUCACUGAAGGAGGUCCUGAGAACCAGGGCGUUGUGUAUUGCUAUCCACCUCCUCUUCAGAAGAACACACUAGGUUCUGUACGAGGAGCCUUCCUCACUUUACAGCAUCUGCUUCCUGAUUUGGCACCAUCUCCACCAGUGAGUUCAACUGUUCUGCUGCAUGGUCAGUUAACCCAUGUGGUGUACACAGCUCAAGGAAAGGAACUUAUGCUGCUUGCAGUGCCAGAUAACAGGUGUUCCUUGUAUGAAGCUGUGCAGGUAACAGCUGAUUUGGUGUGUUGUUUACAAUUCAACUACCAGACCCUGUCACAUGCUUUCACAAACCAAGACUAUCGCCCUGCACUGGAUCAUUUCUUUUCACUGUUCUUCGCUCGGCUGCUGAGUAGUGGUUUGUGGCCGAGUGCCCAGCAGUCCGUGUUUUUACAAGAUAUUUCCACUAAGGCAUCUCAUCCAGCUCCAGCUCAGUUUGAAGAUCUCCUGCCUGCUGCCCAUUGGGUUCCUUUGCCACAUGAAGCACAGGUGCAACUUGAUGAAGUACUGAGUGAACUGGAAUCAAAUGAUUUUGGUGAUAUGAGUGAAGAUAACACCAGUUGUCAAAGACUGUACACUGUCAUUGGCACAUGUAUAUACCAUAAGGGAUAUCUACUGGCUUCUCAUUUAGCCAGGGCAGACCUUGUGGAUGUACACACAUUCUGUCGUCAGCAGGGUCUCUUGCAUUUGGGACGUUCCGAACCUGUACGUUCUUUGGUUUUAUGGCGAGAGGUGUUUCCUGCCUCAUGUAAUAGAGGGUUAGCUGAACCAGUGGUGUCCUACACACCCACUUCCACCUCACCAUACCAACCACCACAGGGAAGAUGGUUCCUUUUGAUUGUUGGGAAGGGACAAGAAAUGUUGGUGGUUCUCUUGGAGUCAGGAGGAUGCACAGUUAGGUUGGAGGGACCCAUUGGACCAGAUGUAUGUUAUGUUGAACAGGCUCAAGAUACAUUGGUAUAUAUUCAGAAGUUGGGUAUUCCAGCUAUAGCUGCCAAAUGGUUAGCAUCGGGUCCACGUCCACAGGUGAUAUCUCCUGAGUUGGUUCCCGUGCGCAGAACUUCGCCCAGACGAACUGACAAUCUUCUUGGAUUUGUUCGGUCUGCUGAUACAUCAACUCCAUCUAAACAUACAUCACUAGCGAGUGGUAGUGCCUUAUCUCUCACUUCUCCAUAUAGCAAGAAACCAGUGGAAGUUACUUCAAUACUUAAACGUCGGAAUAGUCCUGACAGAGGAACUGUUUACACAGCUUCAGGUUUCUCAGUACAAGGCUCAACUUCAGAGGAUUCAGCCAGUCAAGCAGCCAGUGUAGUGAGUGAAGUGAGUGAUGAGGCUGCUCCUAUACUAGGUCGACGAGCAGAGAGAGAACGGGGCAGUCACCGUGGUAGUGAUACAAGUGCUACACCCAGCCGCCUUACUGACUCACAUUCAGAACACUCUGAUGAUUCAGAUUCUGACUGGGAGCUGCAGAGGAGUCAGAAUCACCAGUGGAACCAGAAUAGUCAGUUUGACUUGUCUGACAUGUCACAAUCUUUGCUUAGUGAUGUCAGUGAUAUAUUACCUUCAAAAUUAACUGCUGGUGAUAGUAAUACCCUGUUUCAUUAUGUGCAUCUGGACUUCACUGAAGGAAUUUUGCUAUGUCCACCUAUUAACAGAGAACAGGUGCAGUCGGAGAGGUUGCAAGAGAUUCUCCAUCACUUCAGGCGCAGCUGUCAAGUAAUACAUGUUGUAUUGCGUAAUGCUGUUCGCUUCAAGAAACUUAUGGGCCAAGAAAUAUCAAAGUCUUUAAUUAACAAGUCCUUAAUUGCAAUUAAGGAGCAUGGAGUCCUUUUUGAGUGUACACCAAAUGAUGGAGAGUGUACCAAAAAGUCUGGACCAUUUACAUACUGGGUAGUUGGACGACUCUUCUUUACCCCUCACCCAAGGGAGGUUUAUGUGUGCUACCAUGACUCUGCUCCACAAAAUAUGGUUGAAAUUGCUUUUAGACUUGGUCUCAGUGCUUCAGGUUAACUGAGAACCAAAUGAGAAGUGGAAUCUUAGACGGUAACGCUGUAAGGAACGCCAUUUUGUGCAACCAGCAGCAGAAUAUAUAUUAAUUACAAGGGGACAGGAACAUCACGGAUUAACUGCAUAUAAUCAAAACUGGGUGAAACAAAUUAGGUGGAGACUUGACCCAUAAUGUCAUAAUGUGCAAUUUGGAAUACAAUGACCAGAAUGUCUCCUGGAAGAAGCUGCUAGAAACUUACUGCUUUGAGGAUAAAAUAAAUAAUUAAAUAUCCUGAUUUGUAGCCAUGGUCAAGAAGAGUAUGUCUGUGGUGAAGAGAACGCAGUAACUAAUAAUACUCAAGGUUCUCACUGCCCUGAAAAUUCAGAUUAUGGAUUAUGAUUGGAUUAUGACACCAUGUAGGUGGUUACAAACAUUUUGGAUGAAUCUGCUGCUUCUAUCAUCAGGGUAAGAAAUUACUCUGAAAUGUUGGUAAGAACCUACCAGACUGCAGGAUGUCAUUUCCCAUAAGGCCACACUCUAAAUAAUGACUAAUGAUUAUAUAGUAUAUGAGAGAAAGUUAAAAAUUAAAGGUAAUUUGCAUUCACUUAAAUAAUUGUGUAGGCAACACUAAAAAAGGUGGCAGAUGUAAACCUUCACUGAUUUGCACCUGAUUAGUUUUCAGUGUCUCUUGACUGAUGGCUGUUCCAUUGAUAGAACACACCAGAGAAGGACAGUCAUCAGCGAUCCAAUGUUUGUGAUCGGAGGGUUUAAAAACUACAGUAAUGUAUGGAAGUAUGACAAUUUAUGUGAGCCAGAGAAAAGUUUACAAAUAGCUCAGAAGAUUGGAUAGAGAGCAGACAAGAGUUGAUAAUGUGUGUUCCAAGAGCUAUAGACUGUGAUAGUUCUGUUGAAAUUAAUAAGUGAACAAGUUAGCAUAUCUGGAAAAAAAGUGAGGAAUCCCCACUGAUGAAACUGUAUCCGAAAUGAGUUUCAGCCAUGGAGAAAAGUGGUGCAAGAAUAGCUUAAGUUUAAACUACAAAAGUUUUAUUCUGAUGGAACCAAGAAAGUUGUGGAUCGCUGGACCAGAUGCAUUGAAUACUAUGACCAUUACUUGGAAACAAGCCAUGUCUGAGACUAGUGUGUUGUUAUGUUGUCACAAUUGUAAUGAAAUUCCCCCCUCCCACCUUUAUACUUACCUUACUGGAAAUGCUUCUGUGGUGGAGGAAUAUAAAUCUUGAUCAGUGCUCUCCCUGCUUAAUGUACACAAUAAUUGAAAGUAAGCAGUGCCAUUUAAUACAUGAAUUAGUUUGCCUUA